This is a messenger RNA of Myotis myotis, 4459 nucleotides long. RefSeq names its product C2 calcium dependent domain containing 6 (gene CATSPERT). The coding region runs from base 90 to 3758 and encodes 1222 amino acids. Lineage: Eukaryota; Metazoa; Chordata; Mammalia; Chiroptera; Vespertilionidae. The record is from RefSeq and is a predicted model, not a curated record. The transcript has 2 exons.
UACAGAAUCUCAACAUCAAGGACAGUUUGGAUCCUUUUCUAAGGCUUUCAAACAACAAAAUAUCAGCCACUAAAAGGAGCUACCAAGAUAUGUCCAAAUAUAGAAACACUUUAAGUACAGAGGUUAUAGAACAUGAGGACCAAGAUCCUCCUUACCCAAUACAUUCAAAACCUCCAAGCCCUACUGAUACAAACUGGCCCAGUGGUCUUGAUAGCAGCAUUGUAGACGCUAAGACUGUAGACACUAAGAAAAAGUUAGCCCCUGAUCCUGAUAUCAUCACAAUACAGACUUUAAGCAGUAAGAAUAAUUUAGACGGUGAGCCUACCACCACCACAAUAAAGAGUUUAGAUAUUAAGAAUCACUUGAAGGAAAGACUGCCAGCUGCAUCUUUGCCAAACUUUGAAGGAGAAUCAUCACUGACUGGAAAUGUAGAUGUACAUACAGGUCGCCCCUCAAGAUCAUUAAGUUUUACUUCCCUCCUAGACAACUUAAAACAGUCAGUGGUGCUCAAGCCAAAUUUAAGUGAAAAUCUUGAAGACCUUAUAGAUAAAUUACUUUUUAAACCAAAAAUUCCUAACGGCACUGAAGCAAGAGAGAAAAGCCAUAGUUCUCCACUUCUGAGUGUUCAUGAUAAACCACCAAGUUUGGAAGACAAAAUACUUGAAAAAAUCCAAGAUUUAAAUAACUGGCUUUCAGAAGAAGAUAUUUUGAAUUCAGAGUCUCCUGUAAAUCCAAAAACUAAAGGUAUUUCUGGAGUUUCAUUGUCAGAAGCUGGGCCAGGAAAUUCUCCAGAGAUAGAAAGGGACCUCGUCUCUGAAAACCACUUGGAGGACUGUGAUAUAGCUUUUCCAAUAAUAAAAAAAAGUAGUUUCAAAAAGAAACAUUUAGAAAGUGAAGUGUCUAGCCCCGAACCAGAUUUCAAUAGCAUCGCGCAUGAUUACAUUAUCAAGCAGAUAUUCACUGCCCCAUUCCUCUCCAAGUUGGCUAUGGGAGCGGAAGAAUUGAGUGAGACACAGAUGAACUGGCAGAAUCAAUUACCCAUAUCUUGGGAGAGUUUAUCUUCAAAUAUUCCAGGUCACUAUGAAGAAAAUGAUGAUGGGAGAGAAUUGCCAGAGGCCAAAUCUGUUGCAAGCCAGAUAAUUGAAGCAUUUUCUGUAGAUACUCUUUUAGAAUCUGGGAUCAUCAAAGUGGUAGAAUUAGGUGAAGACCAGAAGGGUUCUUUGCUGCACACACAGACAGCCUUUGCUGGAGAAAAGCCAAAGGACUCCACAGAAGUUUAUUCAGAAAUCAAGAGCAAAACAGAUUUUCUUUCAAAGCAGAAUAUACCCAUCAUCCCCAAAGAAACCACUUCUUUUUUGAAUAGAGCCACAUUUAUAGACAAAGGCCAAAAUACCUCCCCACAAGACACAAAAUAUCAGUCAACACCAGAUGAAAAAACAGAUUUGCCAAGUAAUGGUCAGAGGCUUGAUAGAGAAGAAAAUGAUCUAAGUUCUACCUUAGAAAAUUUAAGUACCUUGUUAAUGAGUAAACUUAAUGAGUCAGAUGUAACAAUGUUAAAAUCCUUUUUCAAAAACAUAUUUAAUGUUUUUUUAAAACAUAAUCAGUCUGAAAAGGGAAGACAACCAGAAAAAGAAUUAGAGAGACUAAUCCAACAUCCUUUUCUAAAUAAUGCAGAAGACCUUGAAGAAAUCAAAGAGAAUUUUGAUGAAGCAGACAAAUUAGACAGAAAACCUAAUUUGAAUCCAAAGCUGCGUGUAUUUCUAGAUACACUCUCAGAGUCAGAAAUUAAAAAAUUUAAAUCUGAGGUAAGCAAACAUAUCCAGCAUUACCUUGUAGAAAGACUUUCAGAAUCAGGACAUAUCACCAAAGAGGAUUUACCCAAAAUCUAUCAAAAUCUGUAUUUGAUAAAUGAGAAAACAGAACCAAAAGAGCAAAAUGUUUCUCUGGAGAAAUAUUCAGAAAUUGUAAAAGAAACGAUGUCUUUUGUAAAUAAUUUUAAUCAUCAUUUUAUAGAUAAAAAUUUGGAAAUAAGGCUGAGAUCCUUUUUAAAUGAAAUUCUGCAAAACUAUUUCCUAAAAAAUCUUUCGGAAAGCAGUUUAUUUAAAGAGACAGAAUCUGAACCUAUGCACUCAAACAUACCUUCUCUAAGAACUAAAAGUUCUUCAAUAUCUUUUCAUGAGUUAGGACAAGACAUUUCAAAGGGGAGUUUUGGCAGAAGGCUUGAAAUAAACAUGAAAUAUCCUGUAAAUAAAUCUCUGCAAAACCAUCUUAUAGGUUUAUCAGAAAAUGAACUAUUAAAUCUAAAAGCUGAUUUAAGGAAAUACCUUCAGGUACUUUUUAUAGAUAAACUUUCAAAAUCAGGACUAAUCACUGAAAGGCAAUUAAAGGGAAUCAGCAACCGUAUAAAUUUGAUUAAGUCUAGUUUCACACCAUUAAAAUGUAUAAAGCCAGAUUUAUCUUUCAGAGAUGAAAAUAAAUUUAUGAAUGAGCAUUCGGAAAAGCAAAAUAAAUAUCCAAAAGUUGUUCAUAAAGCUACUUUACAAAAGGCAUCUGAGGAUAGAAUUGUAGAAACAGAACUGACCAGGAAGGAUGAAAAAGAGUAUUUUCCCUUACAGAAUACUAAAGAAAAUCCAGCAAUAAUUAGAGAACAGAAAACACUGACUUUAAUUAAAGUACAACCUUCUUCCAACAAAAAUACCCAAGCAAUUCCAUCAAAGAAGUCAUCAGAAAGUCCUACAGACAUGGUGCUUAAGAAACAAAGGAAAACACAUGGUUUUGUGCAGCUUUCUGAAGCAGAACAUUUUGAUUUUAAUACAGAGAUUCAAAAUCCACAGAGUUGGAGUGGUAAAUCAGAAAUAACUCAAUCAAACACUUGCUUUGAAAGCACACUAAAAAUGAAGUCCCUUGAAAAAAAGGAGCAGAAUAUCUAUAAAUUGAUGGUACAGGAAAGACAUGAAGUAUUGUUGCCACCGAAUGUUAGAAUUCCUUAUUGCAAACUGCCAAGUGAAGAUGAAGAAGACGUAGGUAAAUUCACGUUUCCUCCCAGGCAGAGGAACACUUUAACUCAUCUCAGUUCAGAGGCUGGGAACAACCAUUGUCAGAGACUGAAAGGAUAUAAUAACAAUAAUAAAAAACAACAUUUAGAAACACUUGCACAUUCUGAAAAAGAAAUACAAACUCUUUAUAUAAAACCAAGUGAAAUUUGCAAUGAAAAAUGUGCAAAGGUCCUUGAAUCGUUUAAAUAUAAAGUUGUGGAAGCUGAGAAAAACUCAAAACCAUCCCUCUUCCCAGAAGUAUUGAAGAGAGGAAAUCUAAAUCCCAAGGUCCGAAAAGAAAGAGACCGUGUCAACAAACAAACAAAGUCACCUAAGACGGUGAAGAUACUAGCACCCACGCCGCCCACCAGGAAAAGGCCCAGGAAAUCUGUCCCACGGACAUUGCUUCAUUGGACUGCAAGAAGAACGAUACACGAUUGUUCGGAUAGAUUUGAGGAGGAUCUUCCUAUGACCUCAUUUCAGCAUCUUGAAAAAGUGAAAUCAAGAGCAAGGCUUUUAGAAAAGAACCCAGAUGAGAGCCAUGAUCGGUUGAAACAUGCAAGACCAUGUACUGCUCCAGGGGUUAACAAGCGUCGAGAAAGCUGCACUGGAAAGUUUACAAGUUCUCGAAUGGUUUCAGCACGCUUAGUUCAUUUAAAUGACACAGUCCCAGAUUAUGAAAUCCAUAAAACACAGCCAAAAAUUUUUAAAAGAAAAUGCUGAAAAUGUUUGCUCACUUGUGAUAUUAUCCAAUUGUUAAAGAGCUCAGAAUGAUAUGUGAGGCCGACAGUCAGAAUAUCAUUUCUCCAAUUAACAAAAUGGUUUGGAGAUCUGUCCUUUCGUGUGAUAGAAGUCAGCAACCAAAAUUCAUCUUGUUAGAACCAUUUUGUUUUAAUUAAAAUGUAAAAGAAACACAUUUUGAUGUAAAUGUUUUUGUUUAUGAACCAUAGGGAACACAGAAAUACAUAUUCAGUUCAUAUUCAUUAGCAAAGUUGUAUUCCCAGCUUUUCUUCUUUUUCAUUAUAUGACAGAAUUGCUCUAAUUCAUAGCUCUCAGAUUUUUCAAAUCUGUGUUAUGCUCUGAAUGAUCCCUAUCACCAGUUUUUAAGUUCUCUAUGUGCUGUUGAUCCCCCUUUAACUCUUCAACUUUAGUUAUAUUACUUGAUUAACAGUAUAAUUCUCUAGGCCUAUAAAACUUGUUAAUUUUAAUAUUGGCUAUCACAACUUUUUACACUAUAAAGAUUAUAAAGAACAGGUUUAAUAUGAAUUUCUGAGGCAGCUCCUACACUGUAGUGACUUUCUUACUUGAAAAACUAUGAAAGGGUCUCUUUUGUUAUGCCCAGAAUUCAAGAUCCCCAAGAAACCAUGCCAGAGAGCCAGUCCGAUGCAAAAGCAGAAGGUCCUUUAUUGAGUUAGCUAACCCGA